UCCACACACCCGCCUCCUAUCGAACCUACUGGCACCCAUCGCACCCUGCAAGUCCGUCCUUGUUCUGUAAAGCCGCUGUGGAUGACCAGCAGCAGCAACAUGGAUACGGAGCUCUUCAUGGAGUGUGAGGAGGAGGAGCUGGAGCCAUGGCAGCAGGUGGACGACACGGUGGAUGAGGAGGAGAUGGACUUGUACGACAGCUACUGUGAACCACUGGAUGAUUCUCCCCCGCCGUCUCCUUCCCCUCCGACAUCCCCUCCCAGCAGGCGGACUGCUGCCCCUGCAGCUCCCUCGUCCUCUCAGAGCCCCCCACCCUCAGCUGCUGUGCCCGUCCUCACCGCCUCAGUCCCCCCGGCCUCACCCGCUGUGACUCUGGCCCAGCCACUCAUCCUGACACCGUCCUCGGGUGGAACCUUCUUUCUUCCAGCCGUAUCUGGAGCCGGUGCUCAGCCCAUCCUCCUCACCACACAGGGCUUCCCGGUCCAGUCUGUAAUGAAGCCUGGAACCCCGCUCCUGCUCAACCUGCAGCCCGGACAGACAGUUCAGCCACUUACCCUGAUUCAAUCGCCGCCUCUUGGUUCCGUGGUCCGUCCUGGUCUGGGCCAGACGUUGAGAGUGCCCAACACGCUCACUAUUUGUUCGAGCCCACCAAGACCAAUAAACAUGCAGAUGACCCAGUUUGGAGUCAGAGCCCUGAAACCAGUUGGGCGCCCAAUUUUGCCUUCAGGCUCAGCGAAUGGACUCAACAGAACUGUUCCUUCUGGUGGAGUUUCGGGCCAGAACCCCUCUGCUGCCCGGCCCCCGGACAACGGGAAGAUUGUGAUGAGCGUGGAGGAGUUUUAUUAUGGGACAUCUGAGGGGGACCAGGACCUUAGGAAGCCGGCUCCACUUGGAGUGAAACCCCCAAACUUCACAUGCCAGAUAUGCUCCUACCCUGCAGCCAACAACCUGAAGUUGAUGCAGCACAUGCUGAAGCACUCGGAGCUGUCCAGUCCCAGACGGGCAGACGAGAACAAACUCUGUAAGUUGUGUUAUCGUCAGUUCUUCUCUCCGACCCAGCUGACACAGCACCAGGAGCAGGUCCACGGUCCUUCCCUGUCUUCCUGUAUGUGCCGUAUCUGCGAGUGGGCGUUUGAGAACGAGCCGGCUUUCCUGAACCACAUGAAGGUGACACACAAGCCUGGAGAGAUGCCGUACCUGUGCCAGGUGUGUUCCUACCGCUCGUCCUUCUACGCCGACGUCAUCCAACACUUCAGCUCCUCCCACAGAGACUCUGCUCACCUGAUGUGUGUGUUCUGUCUCAAAGUCACAGCCAACACUACACUGUACCAGCAGCACCUGCUCAAGCACCAGCUCUCUCAGGCCUUUCACUGCAACAAGUGUCGGCUUCAGUUCAUCGUCCUCAAAGACAAGAUGCAGCACAAGACAGAGAAUCACCGCAGCAUCUGCAGACCGCCCAAGCUCCAAGGUCUGCCACCAGGGUCAAAGGUGACCAUCAGAACAUACGGGCGACUUCGGAUCCAGCAGAAGCCCUUCUCUGAGCCCAACAACAUCAAGACCGAGUCCAGGUCGCUCCAGCCCUCCUCCAAGAAGCUCAGCAGGAAGGUCCACAUUGGCAGGAGUCCAGUGGUAGAAGGUCAGAAGCUGGUGUGUAUGGAGUGCGGCAACACCGUCACCAGCUUCUCCAGCCACUAUCCCACCUACGUCCACUGUCCACUUUGCCCCUACAGCAGCUGCUGCUCCCGGGCCUACGCUGCCCACAUGAUCCAUCACCACGUUCCCCCGUCAGAGGCACGUUCUCUUCCUCUGCACAAGCUGCCUCCUCCCUGCCCGUUCCAACUGCACUGCACCUUCUGCAACUUCAAGCCUCCAUCUGCUGACCACAUGGCAGAUCACCUGGCUCUCAACCCUCAGCACAACAGCGCCACCUGUCGUCCCAAGAACUUCAUCGAGCGGGACAUCCAGCCAUGGCCUGCUGAAGAGAAGCAACCUCAACCCGUCCAGACCCAUGAACCACCUGGUGCCUCCUGGAGGUCUGCAGACUCAUGGAAGGACCCGGCGGAGUGCACAGAGUUGGUCAUCGCCACCUUCUCAGAAUCCUGUGGUCCUCACCACACACUUCCAAAGAAUAGCGACGCCAUCGACUUCUUCAACCUGCUGUUUCCCACCACGCUGGUGGAUCUGAUCGCUGAUGAGACCAACAACCACGUGAAGACCCGGGACUACAUGAGCUCCAGCUCCACCAGCUGGGAGCCAGUCACCCCUAAAGAAAUCAGAAGCUUCAUCGGUCUCACUAUCCUGAUGGGAAUCCAGAACCUGCCCGACCCAGCUCAGUACUGGUCCUGGAGUCACUAUAACAACAGCUACGCUUUCUGCCAAGCCAUGACCUUCAAACGUUUCAAGGAGAUUUCCACCAACGUCCGCAUGGGCAGCUUUGCCACCGAGGAACUCCGGAACACUGGUAACUCCAGUGACCCCCUGCACAUCUUCAGACCCAUGCUGGACAUCUUAGGCGGGGCCAUGUGGAAGGCCUACAGGCCAAGGUGCUGCUUGACCAUUGACCGGGCUCUGCUACCCAGUCUGGAGGAGGAGAGUGGUGGCGAGGUGAUGGGGGCAACUAAGGCCCCGCCUCAGGUGUGGUUGCUCUGUGACUCCAAGUCUGGCUACUGUCAUCGCUUCCACAUCGAGGUGGGGGUGGAUGUGGAGAAGGAGCCGGGCUUCCGGGUAGUUCCACAGUUGGUGAAGGGUCUGGAGGGGAAGCACCAUCAGCUGUACUUGUCCAACUCUCUGGCAUCAGUCCCGCUCAUGCAGACCCUGCUGGAGCAGAAGAUCUACGCCUCCAGCUCCUUCCCCUCACCCAGCAGCAUCAUCCCUCCAGAGCUGUGGGACAAUGGGCAGCUGAGGAACUCGGGUGACUUCCUGCAGUGGCAAUGUGGCCUCCUGCUGGCCACACGGUGGAAGGACCUGAAAGAGAUGGGCUGCUUGUCCACCAAUGCUCCGCCCGGCGAGGCGGACACGGUGUGGAGGCGCUCUCAGACUAAAGUGGGAGGCUUGGACCCCAUGGAGCGGCCGCGGGCUUUCCACCUGCUGCAGGAGAACAUGCGUGGUGUGGAUAUCUGCAAGCAGCUGCUGGCCUGCAACCCCCUGGGUGGCACCCUGCAGGACACGCUGUGGCGUGGGCUCUUCUGGUUCCUUGUCAACCUCAGUGUAGUUAACUCCUUCAUCGUUCUCCGCGAGAGUCGUCGGGACAACCCACCAUCGUGGGUCCGCGAUGGCCUCUUCUCCCAGGUCAACUUCCGCAAGCGACUGGGCAACCAGCUGGCCAGGGCCGUCCAAAAGGUCGGCGAUGCCUCAGAGACCACUGGAAAGCUGGCCGGUGAACCAGGGGUCGAGGUCCACCGGGUCAUCAGACUGGGCCCCUGUAGACGCUGCAAGAACUGCGUCCUUAAGAACCUGCGGCGGGAGAGCGUGCUGGGCUGCAGCUUCUGCAGAGUCAACCUCUGCAAACAGCCGAGCUGCUUCUGGGAGUUCCACGGUCUGUCGCCGGAGAACAGAGGUUCCACAAAAGUUGGGUUCAUCCGAAACAGUCAGAGUGGGGAGGUGAAGGUGGAUUCGCCCGGUCCAGAGAACGACAUGGCACCUCUGGAGGACCAGGACUUCUCUGACGAAGAAAGAUCAGACGCUGAAGACAUUGCAGACCUGGAGGACCCUGACCUCAUCAAGCCGGUCAAACGUCCAGUCUCUCGCUCCUCGUCCACCUCAGAUCAGCUGUUGUCUCCGUCUGCAGAGUUCGGGGACUCGCUGUCUCCUCGGCAGCUGAGGCUCCUGCUCUCAGCCCUCUUAGAGGGACUCAAUCGAGCUUCCAGACUUUUCACGACCGACCCACAGGAGAUCCGGUCCUGGCUGAGGAAAGCCCGGCAGCUUAUGCAACGCUCCAAAAGUGUCGCCUUUGAGGGCGAGGAGUGGCUGGUGGCCUGGGUUGUUGAUAUGCAAGAGCAGCAGCUACCGCUCAGUGAGAGCGGGUUCUUCCACAAAGUCUCAGCACUGAAGAAGAUUGGAGCCCUCGCCGGCCCGGUCCAGUUCUCUUAUGGCUGGGCCGUAAACUUCCUGCUCCAGCACCACCUGGGCAGGUCCAGACUCGCGCGCACCUUCCCUCUGGGUCACCCUCUGCCCCCGUCUCUGGAGGACCAAGUCAAAACCUUCCGGAAGUUUGUGCAGAAGGUGGUCCAGGUCCACAAGCUUCCAGAACCAGCCGUUGCUGCUGUAGAUGAACUGUGCCUCUUUGUGGAUUCCAGGCUGGUUCUGGACAAGACACUGCGAGCUCAAGCUCUGGAACUAAGUGGGUCGUCUCCUCUUGUGACCAUCUACCUGGCGGUUCUCUCUGAUGGUGUCAUGCUGCCGACUCUGGUUCUGGCCAACGUGGAGCAGCCUGAGAAGCUUCCAGAAUUCAUCCUCCUGCAGUCUCAGUCUCUACAGGUCGAGGAGUCCCUGGAUCUCUGGACCAACAAGGUCUGGCUGCGGCACCUUUCGAGUCCCACCCCAAUCAGCAAGUCCAUGCUGGUGUUGGACCAGCACCGAGAGCACUCCAGUGACGGGUCCCUGACCAUCAUCAGCAGCUCUGGAACUCUGCCAGCCAUCAUCCCAGGAGGCUGCUCAUUCUGCCUGCAGCCGCUAGAGGUCUGUAUCAAGCCGGUGCUGCAGAGGUUCCUCCUGACCCGCUGGGCCCAGUUUGUGGCUCAAGAGUCGGCUGAACUGGAGGAGACCAAACCACAGAGGCUGCUCGCCAACGUCACUCGACUGCUGGUGGACUGGCUGGUGGAGUUCCUGGCCCUGCUUCAGACAGUUCCUCAGGUUGGACACAAGUCCUUCCAGGUGACUGAGCUGCUGCUUCAGGAGCAGGAGAGUGAGCAAUCAGAUCUGUCCGUCGCCAGGAAACUGGAGAUUCAGUCGGACCUUCAGAGGACACUGAUGGAGCUUCUGCCAGAAGACCUGGAACUGGAGGAGGACACAGACUCAAACGAGGAACCAGAGUCACAGCAGGAGACAGACAGACUGAUGGAGAGUCAGGAGGAGGAGAAGAUGGACAUCACAGAAGAAGGGAAGGUGGAUCAGCUGAUACUGGAGAGAGAGGAGGUCCAGGAAAAGCAGGAGGACAAUAGUGAGGAGGAGGAGGAGGAGGUGGAGGUGAGGAAGGAGACAGACGAGGCCAACAAGGAAAGACGAGAAACCCGCAUCGUGAUUGGUGAAGAAGUCGGCGACGAGUGGAAGAUCACUGUGAAGAGUCGCAUGGACGGAGCAGAGAAUGAGCAGAUGGACCAGAGUUGAGGGGAGCUUCCUGAGUGGAGCCCUGCUGGUCAACCUGCGAGGUUUUUGCUGACAUUAGAGCACCCCCUGGAGGGUCUGCGGGGUCCUGUGACUGGUUCUGCCCCGACCCUGUCGCAGGGGGAGCAAACCCUGUUAGAACCCUGGGGAGAACACUGACCAUUUCCCAGCAUGCUUUGUGUCACAUGUUGAUUUAAAGGAGAGAAUGUGUGGAGGUCUGAGGUCAUGUGACCAGCAGAGAGACGUGUCAGUCCUGUAAAGGUAGUUUUUUAAAGGAUUUAGUUUUUUAUUGUUUUAUACCAACUGUGAAGUCCUGUGACUCCUGUUUAACAAUAAAACAAACUGUU
Messenger RNA from Synchiropus splendidus (mandarinfish), 5669 nucleotides. It is a transcript of the gene pogzb, whose product is annotated as pogo transposable element derived with ZNF domain b. The transcript has 19 exons. The coding region runs from base 82 to 5325 and encodes 1747 amino acids. The record is from RefSeq and is a predicted model, not a curated record. NCBI's taxonomy places the organism in Eukaryota, Metazoa, Chordata, Actinopteri, Syngnathiformes, Callionymidae.